AUGAAAAUUCUGCUUCUCCUAACUUUCCUGCUUUUGCUAAAUUUAAGCCGAAGUAUUGUUAUUACAGGGGCUUGUGAUCGGGAUGUACAGUGUGGCCCGGGCUCCUGUUGUGCCGUCAGUCUAUGGCUCCGUGGACUGCGAAUGUGCACUCCGCAGGGACAGGAAGGAGAUAAGUGUCAUCCCUUCAGUCACAAGGUUCCAUUCUCCGGGAAGAGGCAACACCACACCUGCCCGUGUCUGCCGUAUCUGUUCUGCUCCAGGUCUCCGGACGCCAGAUUUCGUUGCACCUCCCAGUUUAAACACAUAAAGUUCCAGUGAGAAGGUCCAGAACAGCCACAGAAGCAGGGGGGCUGCUAUCAGUGACAGGCGCAGUCCCGUUCUGAUAUGCAAACGUCAGUGAUCCCAUCAUCUUCGAAGCUCCCUUCUGGUAACU
Molecule: messenger RNA, 433 nt
Organism: Hypanus sabinus (Atlantic stingray)
Lineage: Eukaryota; Metazoa; Chordata; Chondrichthyes; Myliobatiformes; Dasyatidae
Gene: prok1
Product: prokineticin 1
Exons: 3
Coding region: 1-318 (105 amino acids)
Source: RefSeq, a predicted model, not a curated record